Molecule: messenger RNA, 1519 nt
Organism: Rhododendron vialii
Lineage: Eukaryota; Viridiplantae; Streptophyta; Magnoliopsida; Ericales; Ericaceae
Product: B-box zinc finger protein 32
Exons: 3
Coding region: 629-1450 (273 amino acids)
Molecular function (GO): zinc ion binding
Source: RefSeq, a predicted model, not a curated record
UCUUUGGACAAAUCACUGUACCACCACAUCACCCUCGGAAUAGAAUCCUCCUCUACCGAAAUUCUCUCCACUUAUGUAGCAAUGCAUUUUCUGCCUUAAAUCACAUAAAAAAUUUAUAUAACAUACUAAAAAAACUCACACGAUCUCACGACCCAAAACAUUUUGGUACAAAGAUACAUCAAUUUCUCGGUACAAAGGAUCUUGGGUGCAAUACCCUCACAUCGCUCGACGCGUAUCCAAAUGAAAGACUACAACGUCGUCAAAUUCUGCUACGUGUUGUGUUCUUUUGAGAGUUACUCCAAUUUAUGGUAGAGAAUUGGCCUUUGACAACGUGACCACAUUUGGUACCAAAGAAAGACUAUAUAAUAUAUUUUUUGAAAGAUCAACCACACAUAUAUUGCUUAAAAUUGCAAUCUUCCUUCUUCCCUCUCCCUGUCUUGAAAAUCCUGCAAAUUUUUUUCCAACCAUAGUUUUUCCUGCAUCUGGAACCCAUAGAUUUACCCGUAAACCACAAGACUUGGCCGCCUUCUUCCUCUUUCUCUCCUCAUAUUACUACAUAUCGACCAAAGGUGUCACUUCAAUACAUUAUUGUUUUCAUCCUAGUAUCUUUUUGUUUGCACAGGUAAAGAUGAAAGGCUGCAGAGGUUGUGAUUUGUGCAUUCGUGAAGAAGCAGCUCUAUACUGCCCCUCCGAUUCAGCUUACCUCUGUUGGAACUGCGACGCUAAGUUACACCAGGUCAACUUCCUCGUAGCCCGUCACGUUCGCUGCCCUCUCUGUUCCAAAUGCAAAUGUCUUAUCACCGAAAACCACAUGUCCGGUUCGGGAUUCAUCCAACCUCAUCCCCACCAGCUGACCGUAUGUCGCUUGUGCUCACACAAGGACUCUUCCCAGGCCGACAACCCCCGUUCACUAUCCUAUUUCAAUUUCCAACAGCUAUCCUCUUGUUCGUCGUACGCCGAGUCCUCGUCAACUCCUCCUCCUAAAAGAUCGUCAGUACUCAUUGACCUCAAUCGCCUCAAGAUGGAUAAAAUCGUCUCUUCUUCAAGCUCUGUUAUGGAACUAUCCAGCAGCACUCGUAUUGCCCCUACGUCUAAGAAGGCCAAGACUAGUACUACUACUACUACUACUACUAGGGAAUCGAAAGUGAUAACUACUGCCCUACGAUCGUGGCCUAGUAGUAGUAUUACUAAAAAUGUGGAACAUUCGAAGGCGGUGGAGGUUGAGGGUUUUGCCUCGCUCUGGUUCAGCUGGAGAUUGUGCGGGGCGUCCACGUGGCAAGUGUUGAAGCGGCUUGAGGAGAUCUCUGGGGUGCCGGCCAAGCUGAUAUUUGCCGCCGGGGAGUCGAAGCUCACACGUGUCUUGAGCAACAAACGGAGGAGGUCCAAGUCCAACCGGUGCCAUGAUCAACCGGAGGAGGGUUGGGCGGAAACUCAGUACUGCUCUACUUGAUUCUCAGUGUUCUCUUUUUUAGGAGUAAUUUAUUUUGGGGUAGGAUUUGUGGUUUCAUGUGUUUCAUGU